GCAUACCGCGAAUUCCGUACAUUCCGCACAAAUGUCAAAAAAUCAACUCUCGAUCGAUUCUAUUUUCAAGAGGAAUUUCACGGCAAAAUAGUCCGCUUUUUCCACAAAUCGCCGUCGCGUGAGUGUCAACAGAGUGUAGUUUUGCAGUUUGUGGUGCGUGUGCUUUGUUUUCGCGACGCCCAGAGGUGGCAAAAGUGUCGGGAAAAAAACAAACACUUAUCCACACAAAGUCCACCCACUUUUCCGGGAAAGAAGAUAGAAAAUCUCUGGACAGCGGGGCUGUGCAGUGGCCCCUGGAGGGCGCGGAGAGUGGACUUGAUUUCCCCGGACAGGCGAAAUUGCGCUCGAGUGCGCGAGAUUGAGAGUUUUGUGUUAAGCGAGGAGGCGCAAGAAAAAAGAUCGUGAAGAAAUCAUCUCUCUGGAAUGCGGCUGCCCCGAGCCGAUGUACAAAAGUGUCUUGUACGCCAACGACAAGCAGAGAGACCUCACAUCCACACACAAUAAUGCGCUGUAUAGUCGGCUGGCGGUAUUGAUUUUAUUGUAAACCGUCUCUCUGGAUGCGUGGAGCGCAGAGAGUGACCGAAAGUGGCUGACAAGGCGCACACGGAGGGUGAAAAGGUCGCCAGGGCAGUGAAUCCGGACGGCAUUCUUCCAUGGAAUCACCCCUGGAGGUUCUCUCAAGGGCUGCAGCCACCAUGGUUCAAGAGAAGACUCCCGAAGCAAAAUUGCCCAAUAAAGAACUUCCGACAACCAAAUGGAGGCGCGAGAGGCGGCGAUUGUCUGAAUAUCAGACGCAGAGUGGCGCGGCGAUGGUGAAGAAUGGGACGACGGAUGGCGAGACGCCGCUGGACAUGAGCAUCUCGGCGGUGGGUGCGAAGCCGCGCAGUCCGCCUCCGUACAGAGAGCCACUGCCCGGUUCCACGUUCGCCCUGUCGCUCACGAGGCCCACGGUCAUAACGCAAGCACCAAAGACACAGCUGAGGCCGGACGCGCUCUCAGAUCAUCUUCCAGAAUCCAUCUCGAUGUGCGACACCGUGAUCGAUGAACACUUCCGGAGAUCGCUGGGCAACAACUACAUGACGCUGUUCUCGAAGAACUACGCCAAGGCGGACAUCGAGGAGGACGCGAUCAGUCUGUCCGUGGAUGAUCACUUCGCCAAGGCGCUGGGCGAUACGUGGCAGAAGAUCAAGGCGACGUCGGACACGACGACGGCAAACUGUUCAGGGAAGCGACGCGAGUCUGAUGGCGACGAGGAGAUGGACAAGGAGGUGAAGCUGGAGAAGGCGGAUGAUGAUGUGCAGGAGACCUCAAGUAGUUCUAGUUGCAGUUCGCAGGGCACAUCGUAAUUGCAAAUGGGCUGAAAGUGUGUUUGUGUGUGCAAAGCGUUGAAAUUCCACCGCAUUGUGUGAAGUCAGUGGCAAAAUGAAGCUCUUGACGAGAGAAAGAGAGAAAUUGUCUCGGCGGCACGCGUGGAAUGUGAAGAAGAAAAGAGAUUCACAAUGAGAGAAAUUCACUGUUGUGUGAAAAUGCUGUGAAUGUGGUCUUGAAUUUGGGUGGAUUUGAGGAAGAAUGGGCGCGCGCGGGUGUCUGCAGAACUACAAUAAUAUUCCGAUAAGAAAGGGGGAGAAUUUAGAGGAUGAAGUCGCGAUUGAGAUGAGCGUGAAGAAUAAUGAAGUGAUGAAUUUCUCAAGGCGUGUGUGUCUUUUCAUCAUGCGAAAAUACAAUUUGGAAUUAUGAAGAAUAUAUAAAUUAUACUUGUAGGACUUAAGCCUUAGUGGGAUAGAAAUUUCCUCCAUAGAAUGAGUAGAUAAAUAGUGGAAUUAUUACAUUUACUAGUGUAGAAUUUACAAAUUAAACACACAGUGAUUUAUUCUGUAUAGAUAUGGGAAGAAAAAAAACAUGAGCAAUAGUCUCGAUUCAACUGAUAAUUUAUUGUAAUUCUCCUCCAAUCAUCUCUAUAUAUAUAUAUAUUAACUUGCGUAGGCCAAUAAGGAAUUUAACAUAAAUAGUUCUUCCUUGGAAGUAAUACAUUUUUUAGUCUCUAAAUGAAUUAUAUUUGUAGGAUUUUUACGUUUUAAAACAAGAAGAAAAAUA
Molecule: messenger RNA, 2094 nt
Organism: Phlebotomus argentipes
Lineage: Eukaryota; Metazoa; Arthropoda; Insecta; Diptera; Psychodidae
Gene: Tgi
Exons: 3
Coding region: 654-1346 (230 amino acids)
Biological process (GO): negative regulation of DNA-templated transcription
Molecular function (GO): transcription coactivator binding
Source: RefSeq, a predicted model, not a curated record